GCUGGACUACAGACAGGCUGAGCACACACUGAGCGGCGCCAUGCACUACCCUCAGACCGACAGCUAGCCAGCAGAAAUGCCUCCUGAAGCCCUCGAGGCAGCACGAAAUGCUCGGCCCAGGCCACACGUUGUCGUAUUAUUCCACUGAUACAAGAUGUGAAGAGGGAGUACGUGGCGGAAAUGGCGAGCUUUUGAGUCUUACUUUUCCGUUUCGCUCUGUGUAGCGUGGCAGAUACAGUGGAUCGUUUCCAAAGUUCUCGGUUAGCAGGGCGCGUGUGAAGGAUCGGAAUUAAAGGCGCAGCUCACCCGUUGUAGCCUCAAACAUGGAGAAGCAGCAGAGCGAUUUGGACCGUGAACGACAGUACUGUGAACUUUGUGGGAAAAUGGAGAAUCUCCUCAAAUGUGGUAGGUGCCGGAGCUCCUUCUACUGCAGCAAGGAGCACCAGAAACAGCACUGGAAGAAACACAAGCUCAUUUGUAAGGAGGCGGAGAAGGCGCAGCUUCCCAAACAGAAGCCCGAGCAGGCUCCGCCGUCUGGGGACUACGAGGCACCGGAGAUAAAACCCGAGCAGGCGGACAGUGCAUCUUUACCACAAACCACAUACACAGAAGCACCUGUGGUAGGUGGCAGACCGGUAGAGGACGGGUCCAACAACACCGCCACAUCUAACGGACAAACGAGCACAUCCCCUCAGAAACUUGCCUUGGAGUACAUAGUCCCGUGUAUGAACAAGCACGGUAUCUGUGUGGUGGACAACUUUUUAGGAGCAGAGACUGGGCUAGGAAUUUUGGAGAAUGUCAAAUCCCUGCACAAAACUGGCAAGUUCACAGACGGACAGUUGGUCAGUCAAAAAAGCGACUCCACAAAAGACAUCCGAGGGGACAAAAUCACUUGGAUAGAGGGGAAGGAGGCCGGCUGCGAGAAGAUCCGCUUUCUAAUGAGUCGCAUGGACGACCUGAUUAGACAUUGUAACGGCAAACUGGGAAACUACACAAUAAAUGGAAGGACAAAAGCAAUGGUGGCAUGUUACCCUGGAAAAGGAACAGGAUACGUGCGCCAUGUGGAUAACCCCAACGGUGAUGGACGGUGUGUCACAUGCAUAUAUUACCUUAAUAAAGAUUGGACUGCCAAGGAACACGGUGGCCUUCUUCGAAUCUUCCCAGAAGGAAAGGCCCAGUUUGCCGACAUAGAGCCCAAAUUUGAUCGUCUGCUGCUGUUCUGGUCAGAUAGACGGAACCCUCACGAGGUUCAGCCCGCCUUCGCCACCAGGUAUGCCAUCACAGUGUGGUAUUUUGACGCAGAUGAGCGAGCCAGAGCUAAAGAAAAAUACUUAACGGGUGCAGGAGAAAAAGGAGUUAAGGUUGAACUCGGCAAACCAUCAGAUCCCAGCUAGUGGGAAGCCUGCAUCCCCUACAAACAGCCAUUAAGUGCUCUGUCCUAAGAAAGUGGCCUAUAGAGAGCAUGUGCGUGUGUGUUUUACAUGGUAAAACAGCAGACUUUUGCUUGAGUGGGUGGAAGAUCCAUGCUUAUGGAGACAAAACAGAGAAAUACACAGUGAUUUCUGUUCAUUUCCAGCAAACCAGGGCAACCCAGACCUUGAAUGUCAUGACAUUGUUCUGAAAGGGAUUGUGUUUUUUUUUUUUGUUGUUGUUGUUGUUUUUUUUCCUUUCAUCUCUUUGGUGCAGAACGCUUACGUUACAGUAGACAUUUUCAGAAAAUCAUUUAAAACAGGAAUUAAGCUCAAAGAGAAUCUACAUCUUUUGCAUAUUGGUUUUUGCAGUUAAUUCCGUAAAGGUACAGUGUUCUGCAUAUGCUCAAUGUGUUAUGCUUUUCACAUGGAAUCAGCUGUUAUAAGCUACUGUAUGGAAAAAUGUGCUUGGGUUUGCAAUAAUAUGAGGAAUGAUCUGAAUUAAAAACACAAUUUUUCUGACAGAAA
This is a messenger RNA of Siniperca chuatsi (mandarin fish), 1937 nucleotides long. It is a transcript of the gene egln1a, whose product is annotated as egl-9 family hypoxia-inducible factor 1a. The transcript is spliced from 5 exons. Gene Ontology annotation, cellular component: cytoplasm; nucleus. Bases 324 to 1394 code for a protein of 356 amino acids. Gene Ontology annotation, biological process: cellular response to hypoxia; peptidyl-proline hydroxylation to 4-hydroxy-L-proline. The record is from RefSeq and is a predicted model, not a curated record. NCBI's taxonomy places the organism in Eukaryota, Metazoa, Chordata, Actinopteri, Centrarchiformes, Sinipercidae. Gene Ontology annotation, molecular function: L-ascorbic acid binding; peptidyl-proline 4-dioxygenase activity; ferrous iron binding.